AAUCCUAUAAAUCCAAUCCUCCCCUAAGUCAACUCACUCUCCAUUCCUCUCUUCUCCUCCUUCUUCGACUGGGUGAUCAUCGAUCAGUCAAUCUUACUCGUCCAGUGAUUCGUGUUGGAUGAUUUACGAUCUAUUCUCGCCAAGACAUAAACAGUUACGGAAGUAAAAUCAGCCUUUAGGAUAUGGGGAACAAUUGUGUCAGCUCAAGAUACACGGACAGCCUGCUCCAGUCGAUUUCGAGCUCAUUGUGGUGGACCCGAGCGAAUGAUGGUAUGGCGGCUCAACCGAGGAUCAACAAUAGCCGAACCAUGCCGGUGGAUGAGGAGGACUAUCCUCCUUCUCCUCCAUCGGUGGUGGCAGAGAGCAAGGCUCCGGCACCGGUGAAGAUGACCCAGGAAAAACCUUUCAAGGCGGAGGAGAAUCGGGAGACUAAUAAAUUGAAGAAGAAAUCGCUCGGAGAAUGGAAGAGGCAGCCCAGCGCGGGUCUAAUGGCGGACUCGGUCUUGCAGACCAAAACGGGUAACCUGAAGGACUACUACACACUGGGGAGGAAGCUCGGGCACGGGCAGUACGGGACAACCUUCCUCUGCGUGGAGAAAUCCACGGGGAAAAAGUACGCCUGCAAGUCCAUCUCAAAGAGGAAGCUUCUGACGGUUGAAGACCUGGAGGACGUGAGGAGGGAGAUUCAGAUCAUGCACCACAUCUCCGGGAAUCCUAAUGUCAUCUCCAUCAAGGGGGCCUACGAGGACUCGGAGGCAGUUCACGCGGUAAUGGAACUGUGCAGUGGAGGGGAGCUGUUCGAUAGGAUAGUGAGCCGAGGCCAUUACAGCGAGAAGAAGGCUGCAAACCUCGCGAGGACUAUCGUGAGUGCAGUUGAAGCAUGCCACUCGUUGGGGGUCAUACAUAGGGAUCUCAAGCCCGAGAAUUUAUUGUUUGUUGACGAAAAGGAGGACUCGCCCCUCAAGGCAAUAGAUUUCGGGUUAUCGGUUUUCUUCAAGCCAGGGGAUGUAUUUACUGAUGUGAUGGGAAGUUCGUUUUACGUUGCACCAGAAAUUCUGCAGAAACGUUAUGGUCCUGAAGCAGAUGUGUGGAGCGCUGGAGUGAUCAUUUACAUUCUUCUGUGCGGAGUUCCUCCUUUCUGGGCCGAAAACGAGCAAGAGAUAUUUGAGGAGAUUUUGCAUGGAGGUCUUGACUUUUCAUCGGAUCCGUGGCCUAAUAUUUCCGAAAGUGCGAAAGAUCUCGUCAGAAAGAUGCUCGUCAGGGACCCAAAAAAACGGCUUACUGCCCAUGAAGUCCUCUGCCAUCCUUGGGUUCAAGUUGACGGCGUGGCUCCGGACAAGCCUCUUGAUCCUGCAGUCUUAACUCGCUUGAAGCAGUUCUCUGCUAUGAACAAACUCAAGAAGAUGGCUCUCAGAGUAAUCGCAGAGUGCCUUUCCGAGGAAGAAAUCGCAGGUUUAAGGGAAAUGUUCAAGAUCAUCGAUGCCGAUAACAGUGGUCAGAUCACAUUUGAAGAACUUAAAUAUGGGCUCAGAAAAUCCGGCGCGAAUCUUGAUGAGUCCGAGAUACUUGAUCUGAUGAAAUCCGCCGAUAUCGAUAACAAUGGCACCAUAGAUUACGGGGAGUUUGUGGCUGCAACAUUGCAUCUAAAUAAAGCUCAACGGGAGGAUCAUCUGUUUGCAGCUUUCUCAUACUUUGAUAGAGACGGGAGCGGCUAUAUAACAAAGGACGAGCUCAAACAAGCCUGCGAGGAGUUCGGAAUGGAGGAUGUUCGACCAGAGGAAAUGAUCCAGGAAAUAGAUCAGGACAACGACGGUCGAAUAGACUACGACGAGUUUGUGGCGAUGAUGCAGAAAGGGAACAAUACUGCAGAUUUCGGAGCGAUGAGCAUACAGAAGAUCAGGACUAGGAGUUUUAGUAUCGGAUACAGAGAGGCGAUUUGGGUUAGGUGACACAGUACUGAGCCCAACGCUCUUUCUUUCAUGAUCUUAAUCAUCUUCUCUAUACAAGGGGUUGAAUCCAAAACCACAGUCCACUAAUUCCUUCUUUCAUGUCCAUAACAAUAACUACUCUCAUGUAAUAUAAGUCCUGACCGAAAUGAGGCUUCUGGCCCGAAGCCGACCGCCGCAUAAGACCGUGUCUAAGUCCGUAUUGGAACGAGGAAAAGUUCGAGUUCAUUCUUGUACUAGCUGUUGUUGUGUUAGCUAGCAUCUAUAUCUUCCUCCCAUGUGAUCAGGGAGGCACCAAAAUUAUAUUCCAAUAAGCCCUGGAGAUCAAAUCGCUUU
This is a messenger RNA of Punica granatum (pomegranate), 2282 nucleotides long. Lineage: Eukaryota; Viridiplantae; Streptophyta; Magnoliopsida; Myrtales; Lythraceae. The record is from RefSeq and is a predicted model, not a curated record.